GCUGGUGGGGGCCGCGGCGCCCAGUUGCAGUCGCAGAGAAGUGACUGCGCAGGCGCGUGGGCCAGAAACGGUGGCCGGCGAGCGCUGUGGGCCAGUACCAUGGGCUGCUUCUUUUCCAAGAGGCAGAAGAAUGAGAGGGUCCCGCCUCCCGAAAGAGAGAACGAGCGGCCAAAGCAGUACAGCUGGGAUCAGCGCGAGAAGGUUGAUCCAAAAGACUUCAUGUUAAGUGGACUAAAGGAUGAAACAGUGGGUCGCUUACCUGGGAAAGUGGCAGGACAGCAAUUCCUUAUACAAGACUGUGAGAACUGUAAUAUCUAUAUUUUUGAUCACUCUGCUACAAUUACUAUUGAUGACUGUACUAACUGCAUUAUUUUUCUGGGGCCUGUGAAAGGCAGUGUGUUUUUCCGGAAUUGCCGAGAUUGUAAGUGUGUAUUAGCCUGCCAACAGUUUCGUUUGCGGGAUUGUAGAAAAUUGGAAGUCUUUUUGUGCUGCGCCACUCAACCCAUUAUUGAGUCUUCCACAAAUAUUAAGUUUGGAUGUUUUCAAUGGUACUACCCUGAAUUAGCUUUUCAGUUCAAAGAUGCAGGGUUAAGUAUCUUCAACAACAACUGGAGUAACAUUCAUGACUUUACACCUGUAUCAGGAGAACUCAACUUUAGCCUUCUUCCAGAAGAUGCUGUUGUUCAAGACCAUGUCCCUCUACCAACUACAGAAGAACUCCAAACUGUUCGUGUUUCCACAGAAGCCAACAGGAGUAUUGUUCCAGUAUCCCGGGGUCAGAGACCAAAGAGUAGCGAUGAAUCGUGUUUGGUGGUGUUGUUUGCUGGUGAUUAUACCAUCGCAAAUGCUAGAAAACUAAUUGAUGAGAUGAUCAGUAAAGGCUUUUCUCUGGUACAGACAAAGGAAGUGUCAAUGAAAGCUGAGGAUGCUCAAAGGGUUUUUCAGGAAAAAGCUGCUAAUUUCCUUCCUCUUCUGAACAAAGGUUCUGUUAUUGCAUUGGAAUUUAAUGGAGAUAAUGCUGUAGAAGGAUGUCAACAUAUUAUCAACGAGAUAUUCAAUGGGACCAAGAUGUUCGUAUCCGAAAGCAAGGAAACAGCACAGAGAGACGUAGACAGCUUCUAUAACUUUGCUGAUAUACAGAUGGCAAUAUGAAGCACAGUGCGGAACCCAGGACCUGACAUUAAGUAUUUUCCACCUUGUGUAUUCACAGUGGGUUUUACUAAUGCUAAGAUGACUGGAGCUUACUUUAUAAUAAAUGAGCUAAAUGCUGCAACCUUUUAUUUGGAUUUCAAAAUCAGUUCAUUUUGAACUAAGUUUUAAUCAGUUUAAAAACCAAGGGCUUCAAUUAGCUUGUACUUUGUUUCUCUGCAUAUAAUAGAAAAGGCUAGCAGUAAUUUUUAAGCCUAAUCAAAUGUUCUUUCAAGUCUCUAAUAAUUUCAUUUAUCCUCAGUGCACAUGGUAUUUGUUUGAGAAUACAUUCCAUUGCUUAUUUUUUUCACUUUAGAGGGAUUUUUAUACCCAUAAAUGCAGUAAAAUAAUGGAUUUCUAGUUGUACAAUCUACCAAAUGAGAUUUUGUAUACAAAGCUGACAUAAUACUUUGUAAAUUGAGCUAAUUUUUAAUUAAUAAUAUUUGGUAAUCAGUUUUUCAAGUAACUCUACUAACUGAUGUUGGUAUAACUAUUUAAAGACUAUUUUGUAAGUAGUAUGAUUAUUUGAACAAAUUCCACAUUAGUUUUCAGAAAUUGUUGUAUCGAAAGAUAUAACAGUUAUCACAAAUUCUUUUAUUGAUCUAUUUUUGAUAAUUCCAUUUGCCACUUUAUUAGUAACAAGCAAUAUGAAGUAAAUUUGCUUUUGCCUGCUAAGGAACUGACUUGUGGUUGUGGGUGGGAAAUUGGAGAUACUUGGUGAAGGGAAGGUCACACUGGUAGUGGGAUUAGUGUUGGAAUAUUGAAUACCUGAAACAACAAUACAAUAAUAUAAUAUAAUAUAAUAUAAUAUAAUAUAAUAUAAUACAAUACAAUACAAUACAAUAAACAGCUUUGGUAAGUAAUGGUGUUUAAAUUUUUUAAAAAGACUUCUAGAUGAUUUUGCUGCUUUAUGGUAAGAAAGGAUAUAUGCAGCACUAAAACUGUGGAACCCAAUCAUUUACUGUUUCUCAAAAAAGGUUAUAAUUGUUUUCCACUCUUGUGGGCCCUAGGAGAGUUAAAAUAAACCCUUGUGACAUUUAGGUAAGAAACACUCUGGCAUGAUGAUAAGCUACACAAAUCAUUUAAAAGCUAGAUAAAUUUGAUUUUCACUAGAUAUUCUAUUCUAAUCAAGUAAUUUUCAAGCCUCCUAAUAAAAUUAUUUUGGUUGCUUUAAAGCAUUAUUUUCAAGUCAACCUGACUAUAAUAAUUUACCAUGAGUCAGAGAACUAUACACUCAAUAUAAGAAAUGUUCAAGAUGAUAAAAUUAUUUUGUUUGUUUUAAAGCACUAUUUUCCAAAUCCACCAGACCAUAAUUAAGAAGCAGGGAAGAGCUAUUUGUUUAAAAAUCCCACCAGAGCCACUGAGAUAGUUCAAGGGCCAGGACCUCAGUUUGGAUCCACAGUACUGCAUGGUCCUCAACAUUGCUGGCCAUGGCCAUAUUAACCCUCAAGAUAUCUCCAGGGUGUGGCUUUUGUGAUGCCCACUCCACUGGGCCCCAAGCAUCACAACAUCUAUCCCAGUAGGCCAAGAACCACAGGGAGUAGCCCCAGAAUUAAACAAAAUUAAAACCUACAUUUUUGGACCCAAUGAUCAGAUCCAGUCUACAGGGAAAUCUAUUUGGAGAAGGAUAUCCCCAGCAAUGCUUCAGUACCCAGGUUGUUGCAAGGGGGUCUCCUGUGAUAAGUGUAAUUUUUUCCACACAUUUGAACUAUUUCCCUGACCCUCAAGGGGAGGCUUUAUAUUGAGGGGUUUAUUAUAAAUCCAAAGUAACCCUAUAGAAGAUGUCGAUAGGCUAAUCUUGUAAGAAUGGACUGAACCUGCAUCUACCUAAGAUUUCAGAGCUAGGAGAAACCAGCUUUCAUAUGUCUAUUUUUUAAAAGAAACGUAAAUUUAAUUAUAUUUUUAUAAACCAAGUUUGAAAAUAGCCACUUGUAACAAUUCCUCUUAUGAUUGUUACUGGAAUGUAUUUUCAUGUUUGAACUGUUUUGGGAAUAUUUUCUUACCCGUUCAUAACUACUACAUUGAAUUACAUGUUGAUGUUCUGCAAUAAUAAUACAUUAAAAGACUUUUCACUUUGAAUUACUAAUACUGGUUACCUACCCUGUGCCUGGCCUUAUGAGCAUUGCAUCACUUCAAGUCCUUUUAUAAGAGCAUUCUAUACUACAUAAUCAACGUCUCCUUUAAAUGAAAAUGAUUUUAUAAGACGUGUAGACUGGGUCGAUAGCACAGUGGGUAAGGUGCUUGCCUUGCACAUGGCUCAUCUGGGUUUGAUCUCCAGCAUCCCAUAUGGUCCCCCGAGCACCAUCCGGAGUGAUUCCUGAGCAGAGAACCAGAGUAACCUCUGAGCAUCUCUGGAUGUGGUCAUAAAACAAAACAAAAAGAUGCAAAUAAAAAUUACGAAUAGGUUUAUUGGGCCAUACCUUCUGUUGCUCAAGGCUUAAUGCCCAGCUGAGGUCAGGGCUCACUCCUGGUGGGCUCAGGGUACCGUAUUCCAGGGAUCGAACCUGGGUCAGCUGCAUGCAAAGCAAGUGUCUGCUAUACUAUUGCUCUGCCCCACCAACAAGUUUAAUAUAAUUUUCAUUAUAAUUUACAAAUAAAUUCAAGUGGUGAUCAGAAGUCAUUUUUCCCAUUAAGCUAAAUAUUCCUUCUAAUGUAAUUACAUUGUUAAACUGUUUAACUAUAUUAUCCAGGGUUUAAAAUAAUGAUAGUACUGUGCUUUUCAAAAAUUCAAAGCUGAAUAUUGAAUUCUUUAUCUUGUAUAUAGCAUUUAGCAAAACUCAGGAACACAUAAGGGAGACAUUAAUUAUUAAAUUUCUACUAGGUUUAGUGUCUGUUAAUCAAAGCCUAAAAUUUUAUAUGCUUGGGUUAGAUGAGAGCUUUUGGUUGAGUUUCAGUGGUAGAGUACAUAUGUGCCUCACGUGUAUGAGACCUUUGUUCAGGGUCAAGAAUAAAAAUAAAAUUAAGUGAAAAACAGAGCUUCUUUCCAAGUUUGUCUUUAAAGACAUUUAUUUGACUUCUGAAUGUUUGAAAGAUUUUUAAGAAUAAGUAGUGCUAUGGUUGUUGUGUCUAUAAUACUAAACUUUGAUAGUAAGUAUUUACUAUCAAGUAUUUUCACUUGUAGUACAUUUUAUUUCUGAGUAGCUUUUGAAUUUAUAGAAAUCAUGAUCAAUAAAAUAUUAGAAAUUUGAUUGUUAAUCAUAUUUAAACAUUAUAUUAUCUUAUUUCUCUUUCUCUUGUGUUAAUACUACUAGUCCUUUGCUUCUCUAUAUUUAUGUCUAGAUUUUGUAUGUAAUGUACCCAGUGUUUA
Messenger RNA from Sorex fumeus (smoky shrew), 4495 nucleotides. It is a transcript of the gene RP2, whose product is annotated as RP2 activator of ARL3 GTPase. Gene Ontology annotation, biological process: post-Golgi vesicle-mediated transport. Gene Ontology annotation, molecular function: GTPase activator activity. NCBI's taxonomy places the organism in Eukaryota, Metazoa, Chordata, Mammalia, Eulipotyphla, Soricidae. The transcript is spliced from 5 exons. The record is from RefSeq and is a predicted model, not a curated record. Bases 100 to 1152 code for a protein of 350 amino acids. Gene Ontology annotation, cellular component: cilium; periciliary membrane compartment.